AUGGAUCUGGAAUCGCGAAAAUUGCCACCGCAGUUCAAUACGAACAUCGUAAAUGAAGCUAGCGAGAGACAAAGGGAUGGAAACAAUGCUGGGGCCUACGACACAAGUCGGAUGCAAGGAACAAAAAAAGGAUGUCUGAAGGAACUUGAUGAACACAUUGCACAGGAUGAGGUGCGUUGCUUGGAUCGCAACUAUUAUGCAGGAGAAGACGAAAUGCAAAGGGAAUUGUUACGGGCUAUGGGUGCAGGACAUGCAAUGAGUGAAGAAGGCGUACGCAUGUUCUAG
Messenger RNA from Strongylus vulgaris, 285 nucleotides. NCBI's taxonomy places the organism in Eukaryota, Metazoa, Nematoda, Chromadorea, Rhabditida, Strongylidae. The record is from the annotation of a GenBank genome assembly.